GUACUGAUGAAAAACAUGGCAAUUGAAUCAGAGAUCGAGAUGAGAACCAACUCGGUAUUGCCAACAAUCAUGGAAUCCAAAGCUAACGAUAAUUUCCCGAAACCUUGCAUUCCGACUAGGUUUUACAUUGGCUUUAUGAUUGCUUUAACAUCAAUUGUUAUGUAUGCGGUUCGUAAUUGUUUGAGUGUUGCGAUAGUUUCGAUGACUGAAGAUGAAUCCAAGUUAAACAAAUCAACCUCAUAUUUAGUGGCUGACAGCAACAAUUCAAUUACAAUCAAACCAAUACAUGAAAAGUUUGCUUGGACCGAAAGUCAAGAAGGAGUCAUUCUUGGUUCCUAUUUCUAUGGAUAUGCUGCAUUUCAAAUAAUCACUGGAGUUAUAUCAGAUAAAUUCAAUGUUGUCCAUUUGUGUAUCAUCUGUAACAUUAUCUCAGCCAUAUUAUCGGCUUUAACCCCAAUCGCUGCUCAUGCCGGUGUUGCCUGCAUAUCGAUUGUCCGAAUGCUCUUAGGUGCAAGCCAAGCUCCUACCAUUGCUUUGUUAUUGGUUUUGGCAAGUAAAUGGUUUCCACCUGAUGAAGUUGUCUUUCCGAUAAGUUUGCUUAAUGUUGGUGCUAACAUAGGCACUGCUGCUGUUAUGCCCUACACUGCUUGGCUUUGCAAUCAAGAUUUAUUGGGAGGAUGGCCUCUCGUCUUUUACUCAUUGGGUGCCAUUAACUUAAUCAUUCCAUUUUUGUGGCUUACAACGAUCACUGAAACACCAAAUAAUCAUCCAUUCAUUUCUAAAUACGAGAUUGAUUACAUCAAUAAAGCCAAUUCAAAUGUUGGAAAAGUAAAGAUGUCAGUACCUUGGUUAUCUAUAUUCAGCUCCCUUACGAUUUGGUCAAUCAUUGUUGCUAAAGGAUGCAUAUCUAUGGGUAUCAUGAUUUUCAACACCAAAAUUCCCGCUUAUCUCGAAUCUGAACUUGGCAUGGACCUGACUAGUAAUGGUUCUUUCAAUUCCCUGCUAUACAUUGCUAUGGCGAUCUCAAAUUUAUCGUCUCCACCUAUAUUUAAAUAUUUGAUCAACAACGGCUAUGUUUCUCGAACAGUGGGCAGGAAGCUCGCCGAAUCCAUAACUUUAUUCUUACCUGCAAUUGCUCUCGUGACAAUACCAUUCAUCAAAGAGAAUACAACUCUGAUUCUGUGUUUGUUAGUUAUUUCAUUAUUCUUCAUGGGAUUUCAAGCAGCAGGCGACUGGCCAAUUGUAUCUGAAGUGGCACCUGAUCUAGCUGGAAGUGUUUUCGGUAUUACUAAUACAACUGCUGCUGCUAGUGGUUUCAUAUCGCCUCUGAUAAUUGGGCAAUUACUUGAUAGUGGGUUAGACCACAGUGAAGCCUGGAGAUAUGUAUUUUUUAUUGGUGCUGGUGUCAUGACUUUCGGUGGUUUAAUUUUUAUCAUAUUUGCUAAAGCUGAACCAGUACCAUGGGGUGUCGCUCCUUCACGAUCAAUUGAUAGUCUGGAUAACAAUCUGGAGGGUAAGAGAAGGACGAGGCCACAUAAGAUUCGUGUUCAUCCUGUUUUCACUCGACAAGCUUCGAUAAAUUAAUCUUUAUCGAUAUUGCUUGAAAACUUGAAAAAGUAAAAAAUAAAGUUCAAUUGAAGCCAUCUGCUCCAUCUAUUUACAGAGAAAGAAA
Tetranychus urticae (two-spotted spider mite) is the source of this 1672-nucleotide messenger RNA. RefSeq names its product putative transporter slc-17.2. Gene Ontology annotation, molecular function: transmembrane transporter activity. The record is from RefSeq and is a predicted model, not a curated record. NCBI's taxonomy places the organism in Eukaryota, Metazoa, Arthropoda, Arachnida, Trombidiformes, Tetranychidae. Gene Ontology annotation, biological process: transmembrane transport.